Molecule: messenger RNA, 433 nt
Organism: Gastrolobium bilobum
Lineage: Eukaryota; Viridiplantae; Streptophyta; Magnoliopsida; Fabales; Fabaceae
Product: putative calcium-binding protein CML19
Exons: 1
Coding region: 11-433 (140 amino acids)
Molecular function (GO): enzyme regulator activity; calcium ion binding
Source: RefSeq, a predicted model, not a curated record
GUCUUGUGACAUGAGGAAGGACGCGGAAUUCGAGCGUGUUCUUAGUUAUUUUGAUGAAGAUGGUGAUGGCAAGAUUUCGCCGUGUGAGCUAAGGAACCGACUAGGCAUGAUGGGUGGGGAGCUUCUGUUGAAAGAAGCAGAGAUGGCUAUUGAGGAAUUGGAUUCGGAUGGUGAUGGGUUGUUGAGUUUGGAGGAUUUGAUGAAGCUGAUGGAAGCAGGUGGAGAGGAAGAGAAGUUGAAGGACUUGAGGGAAGCUUUUGAGUUGUAUGAUACUGAACGGUGUGGGUUCAUAACUCCCAAGAGCUUGAAGAGGAUGUUGAAGAAGUUGGGGGAAUCAAAGUCCAUUGAGGAAUGCAAAGUUAUGAUCAAUCGGUUUGAUUUGAACGGGGAUGGCAUGCUUUGCUUUGAAGAGUUUAAAAUUAUGAUGCAGUGA